AUGAAAUACCUAUCUAAUUUCCAUCCUGAAUUUGUGCAACCACUUUUGGUGGGUUUCAAAAUGUUAGAUAAAUUUAAUUUAACCUUUUUUGAUGACAAUGUGUCCUUUCUAAAGAGAUAUUGGAAGUUUUUAUACUUAGUUCCUUUUACGGUGGCCUUCAUUACUUGUAUGUCGAUAUACAUGAUUAAUAUAUUCAGUGAGGAAAUCGACGUCACCGAAUUCGCUUACAUGGUCCCUGUGUAUAUUAGUUUUGUUACGGGUGUGAUUAAAGCGACAAUUGUAUUACUGAAGAGAUCCGAUAUUAAAAACUUAAUUUAUCAUUUGGGUAAUAUGUGGAGAACGUCAAACCUUACUGAUAAACAAAUUGAGAAGAAGAAAAAUCUUUUAAAAACUCUAAAAUAUUUUCAAUUAGUGUUCUACUGGAGUGACAUAAUAGGAGCAUGGCAACAUUUAACAACGCCAUUAUUGUUAGUACUUUUUCGUACAUUUAUACUGCAAGAGGAUUGUGAGCUGGCGUUGCCGUUUGGGAGUGUGUAUCCAUACGAUCCUACAGAAAAUUGGUUCAAAUAUUUAGCAACUUACGCAUUCCAAUCAUUUGCCAUGUUGCGAGAAGUUUACAUAUAUAUAGGCACUGACUUUUUGUUGAUGACGCUGUCUGCACACCUUGCUAUUGCAUUUGCACUUCUUCGUGAAGAUUUGGUAAACGUUGCGCCUACGAAUAUAAAAAAUGGAUUUUGCAAUAAUUCAACUGAUGGACAACAAACGAACGAAGAAAGUUAUGUAAAAAUAUCCAUACAAGAUUUUAUUUGUCGGCAUCAGAAGUUAAUUGAGUUGGCUGCUUUAUUGAACGACGUAUUCAACAUCAUGAUAUUCGUCAAUUUAUUAUUUAUUACGAUUAUUGCAUGCUUUUUCGGAUUUGCAACCACGGUAGCGCGAGGGAUAGUAGAGAUGAUAAACAACUUAGUUGCUGUUUUGGCGUUGUUGUUACCCACCUAUUUACUUUGUUACUACGGCGAGUUAUUGAGGAACGAAAGUUUGCGUAUAGCUGAUUCGGCUUACACUAAUUUAUGGUAUAAAGGAGAUGUUUAUUACCAGAAAAUGAUUAAUAUCAUAAUAAUACGAUCACAACGGCCUUGCUGUCUUACGUCACUAAAACAUGUACCGGUUACUUUGAACUCGUUCACUAAGGUACUAAGUACAACGUGGUCGUAUUUUUCGGUAGCAACAAGUAUUUAUUUUGAUAAGGAGUAG
Parnassius mnemosyne (clouded apollo) is the source of this 1251-nucleotide messenger RNA. NCBI's taxonomy places the organism in Eukaryota, Metazoa, Arthropoda, Insecta, Lepidoptera, Papilionidae. The record is from the annotation of a GenBank genome assembly.